UCUACGCAGGGACACUUCCUUUCGCUUGCGCGGUGGUCGACCCGUCCACCGAUGAUGAAGUCGAGGUUGAUGGCCUCGCGAAUAUAAAGGAAUUGACAACGAUGACGAGCCUGCCGGAUUACAUCACCGCACUUCUACUCGCGGCGUUCGUGGGCACGCUGCCGGUCCACUCUCAAGUCUGCGGCAACCACCAAUACAGAGCCAAAAGCGGUUUCUGUUGCAAGCUCUGUCCCGCAGGUAGGUUCCUGGAAAAAGAAUGCCCCACGCAAGGAAGCACGUCCAUCUGCGAAGCUUGUCCCGCCGGUUUCUUUACGGCGAUCGACAACUACUCUGAAAAAUGCUUCAAAUGCCAGCCCUGCGAAUCAGACGAGGUGGAAGUAAGUCCGUGCAGCGCAUCUUCAGACAGGGUCUGCACGUGUAUGCCGGAAUUCUACAAACCGGAGGGUGAACACUUUUGCAGGCCACAGGCCACCACCGCAGAUUUCCAAGUAUCUGAUGGAGCCACCCUUCCGAUUGCCAUCGGCGGUGCUGUUGGCGGCGUGUGUCUUUUAGUCGCAGCAGCAGUGGCUUGUUAUUUCCUGAUGAGGAAACGCCGACGACGCGCCAAGAAGUCUCCAGUAAGUUGCAAUAUUCCGAUGGAGGUAAUGGAAAAUGUAUCCGCGAGCAGGCAAGACAACAUUGUCAACAACCAAGCACAGCAUGAGCCGCUCCUUCACGAUGUCGUUUGCAGUAAUGGGAUCGUCAGUCAGUUGGUGCCACCAACUGACUAUUCAAGAUAUAACAUACCCGUCACGGAGGAAGACCUCAUGGAAAUCCACAAGGCUCGAGCCGACAGCUCGGCGGUGGCCUUCGUGAACGUGAUGAGGAACGCCGGUCUUCCGGAAAGAGUCAUUGAAAGGAUCCAGCACGACUACAAAAACAACGUGGAGGAGCAAAACUACAAGAUGUUGUUUGAGUGGUUGCAGGUGAUGGGUAGGAAAGCCACAUGUGCCGCCCUUCUAAAGGCUAUGGAUGAGUGCCGUUUGCACAAGCUGAGCGAGGACUGCCAGAAGAAGUUUGACGAAAUAAUUGAACGGAAAGGUCUUCAAAAAUGUGCCAAAAACGAUGAUGACGACGAAGAUGGUUAAAAUGGUGAGGUGUAUUGCACAGAAUAAACUAAACAAGAGAAAACACAAACUUGCAUCUCUCUUUAGCUGUGAAGCUGAACCAAAGCACCAUUUUUCAGUGUGUUACGUGGUGUUGGAGGGAAAAAAAGCGGAGGACCCGCGAGGAAAAAAUCCAUGCGACCACCACGGGGUGAGAGACACGCAUUCAAAAUAUACACCAGCAGGCGUCAGGGGGUCGGGAUAGAACCCACGACGUCUUGCAUACCAGGCAAGGUAGUAAACAUCUCCCAGCCACCGCGUCUUGAGGCCGCAGUUUACACGAGCUACUCACCAUUGUGGUGGUAGGGCAACGGGGCUAAACUGUACUGAUGAGCCCUAAUGAAGGUGAAACCGGUAUGAGCACUGUUGCACAUCAGAGCAACAUGAAUAUAUUGGUUAACACGUAGGAGGCUUUCGCGACGAAUAUCAUUCGUAAUAAAGGAGUUUGUUGUGGGUUAGAUGGCGUAAAUAUAAAUGUGGUCUCGUUAAACACUGCCGCCACCACCCGACAGCCAAUCGGUAAGGGGUUAGUUGUGUCAACACAAUUCUGACAAAUUUCCCAAUGAAACUGCUGGUUGUUGUAAUGACUGGUGAAACGUCACACACCAGCUAACUCGAAUUGUAAAAAGUUGUUGUGCAUUUACUACUCUCCAACACACACAACAACCAGUUUAGUGCACCAAACUAAGUAAACUAAAUUGAAUGCCUGUGUGUUGAUCGGUGGUGGCGGUAGUGGGUUCAACGGCACGCAUUUAUAUUUAACACUAUCUAAUCCAAAAAAAAAUACCUUUACCAUGCAGGAAUAUAUUUGUGUCGCCAAAACUGCAAUGGGCGUGCACAGGUUAGCAAGUCGCACGCGCGGACGCAGGCGUGCGAGUGGGAUUGACCCUGGGCAGUCCCUCCACCAUCAUCAUUCCCAUCAGAGGCAGUUAUAAAAUGAGGCGUACUUUGUGGAAAAUUCAGCUAAAGUACUUGCGUACGUUGAAUUUCUUUGGGCGUCGUAUGUAGUCAAUCACGCUAAUCGGGAGGUGGCGGGCGGGCGGGCGGGCAGGGACAAACCGACCUUUGAGCAGGAUGUCACGUUGAUCGAUUUCCAGCAGAACAUCGCACAAAAUUGUUCCAAAAAAAUUAAAACCUCGCUAUUCAACAUUCCAGUUUAACAGAAACAGAUAUUUUUUUAUAAUCGAUUUUUCAUUUGCCCCCGUGACAACUUGGAUUUGAUUGGCCACGAUUGGUCUAUGGACACGUGCACGUUGAACUUCUUUGGCGGCGUAUGGAGCCAAACCGUGCUAAAAAUAGGGAAAAACUACAUACACGAAGAGCAGGUCUAAAGGUCUACCCGAAACAAACGUUCAAUAUGACGACUCCAAAACUUAAGUUGUAUAAAUCGGUGCCGUGCAGCUUAUUGCGGCCCCAGUGUGCAUCCGGUCUGCAGUUGCCAUGUUGCCUCACUGCCACAACAUUUGAGGUCGAAACAUUCUCCCCCUUUUAAAAUCUGGGAACUCGGAGAGGGGUAACCGGUGUGAGUGGCCCGGAGAUGUUAACUGCCUCGCCUGGAAUACAGGAGGUCCCCGCGGGUUCGAUCCCGACCCUGACGAUUAUACUCUUAGGUUUUUUCGGUAAAGUCACGUAGGUAAAAAAUUAAAAGUUAAUAAAAGUAAUAAUGGAAAUAAAAUAAAAUAAUAAAUCAUGACGUUUCGGAGGCAACACAAGUCUCCGUCAUCAGGUGGGACCGUCACUUGCAGUCACGAAAGCUUCAAAUCCUGACGAUGAUGCCUGUUGCUGCUGUUGUAUAUUUGGAGCCUGUGCAUCUCUCUCUCUCCCCGUGGAGGUUACUGCGUGGAUAUUUUUUCUUCCGGUCUUUCGGUUUUCCUCUUCCACGUUUAGAAUCAACAUCUCUGCGUAGUAUUAGGUUUUUACCCUUUAAACUGGUACAAAACUGACACCUUUAUACAAGGCAUCAUGUUUGCAAUAACCACAACACAAGCAGUCAAAAUGCAAACAAAAAAAAACAACUCUGAUGAUGAUAAUGAUAUGCACUGUCCUUGAAGUUGAUUGGUCAUCUGUUAAAGGGUAAAAACCUAAUACUAUAUUUUGCCACUGAUAAAGGAAGUCUCAUAGUGAACAUCUCUGCAUGUUUAAUAAGAGAAUUUGGCUGCUACUCUGAAUAUCCACUCGAGGAUAAGCCACUUGGUUGAGCUAUCCUUUGUGAUGGCUGGGUCACUACUGAAAAAAAGUCACGUAGCUCAGUUGGAGGGCAGGGAGCCUUAAACGUUAAAAAAUUUUAUAAUUUUAGGUUUGACUUUCAUGCCUUUCAGAGGCGUAGCUAGGGGGGGGGGGGCAGGGGGGUACAUAUGUCCCCGGGCGCCAAGGUAAAGGGGCGCCAAAAUGAGGCUUACAACGUUACAUUAUAACUUAUUGCGGCGGGCGCGGCAGCCUGAAACUACUGCACAAAUCUACACCUCAACCUAAAAGUUUAUAUAUCCCGCCACACACAGCCUACAUGUCAUGUAAUUACAUUUUGGUAUGUGAUUAAACGGGGGGGGGCGCCAAUUUUAUAGUUCGUCCCCGGGCGCAAAAUAUCCUAGCUACGUCACUGAUGCCUUUCCUAUUAAGUGGCAGUGGACGAUGUCACCGUUUGCGAGCACAAAAGCCGCCACAAAUAUUUAACCCCACACUUUAUCUCCCGGUUCCAUUACGAUGACGUACGUCAUAUAACUUUUAUCAGUACACCGAAGGCUCGUCCCACAAGGACGAUGCGACAGCGUGCAUGAGCGCGCGUGUGGCACAGUUCUUGGCGCCGGCUAUUGUUGUGUGACGGGGCGUUCCGUGCCACUACACUUCUCUCUGCGGUGAGUAACAAUGUCUUAGAAAACUAAAUAAACUAUUUAUAUUUUACUAACGCUAUUUAUAUUUUAACACCGGAGCCCGCUGGCGAGUAGGGAUGGGCACGGGGGUCAGAACGUUACAAUAAACAAUAAAUACCCACACAGCCACCCUGCAAACUUGCAAGACGUCAUCGGUAAUGGGAAAGGGGGUUAAGUAUUUCAUGAUUAUCCUUGGCAAACGGAUGCUGUGGUCCAUACCAAGGCUGAGGUUGCUGGCUGAGAUGAGGGUUAUAUGGGAGGCAGCGGGGGGGGGGGUAAAAGGGGAGUUCAGCCCAGUUUAAAACUCGGAUAACGCAAAACACUCCGGUGAAUGAGGCGAUUAAAGAGUAUUUGGAUACUGCUGUAAAUGCCCACGUGUUGAUGAUAUCAGCCACUUCUCGUUGUUCUGCUAUUAUUUGUAAUUGCCAAGUCGCUCCUUGAAUAAGAGCCCCACACCUGGUAAAAUAACAAGAUUAGUUGCGUUAAAUCUAUGGGUCUCUAGGUAUUUUGUUGCUGUAAAUAUUCACGUGGUGAUGAUUAUAUAAGCCACUUCUGGUUGAUUGUCUAUCAUUUGUGAUGGCCAGGACGCUUCCUGAACCGUUAACUAAACAUGUACAAAAAUCGAAUACAGGCAAGCCCUCGCUUAUCGCGAAACCGUGUGGAACACCGAUUUGUUACGAGUGCUCUUUUGUCCUGGAGAUUAUUUAAACCAAUAAUGUUUAAGAAAAUAAAAAACGAGGAAAUAAAAAAAAUCUACAAAGCUCUUACGAACGAGGAAACGUCCCCCCCACCCCAGCCCCCAUUAUUCACUCAGCCAAUGAGAGCGAGGCAUGACUUCAGAGCCAACCAGAACCCCACUACCACCCCCACCACUAUUUGAUUAUCACGAUUUGUGGUAGCGAUUGUGUAUUAGUACAGUUAGAAUGCACAUAAGAGUACAGUACAUAUGUAAUAAUAAUGAAAACAAUUCUUAUUCAUGAGAUUAUAGUUUCCGACCUGUAUUAUUACACUGGUCAACACACUUUUUCUGGCAAAAGGUAUUCCAACGGUUUGAAGGUAAUUUUGAGGUGCUGAUUCCAAAACUGGCAUCAGUUUUUGAGAUAUCAAAUAUUGCAUUUUCAAUAAAAACUGCAGAAGAAAAUUAUUAAAUAAAUGUGGAUAUCUACAUAAAAUGUUAUUAUAAACACACUAUCCUAAAAAUACAGCACCAUAUUUUAACACUAAAGCAGUCACUGACUCGCAACAACUUGCAAUCAUAAGUGACAGAGUUAAUUUAGGGUAAAAUAAAUGAAAAUUGGGUAUGCCGAUAGCAUACAAAUGAGAUGUGAUAGAGCAAAUCUGAGACCAUAUUUGGAAUCAGCACCCUGAAAUUAGUCCAGGCCAGAAAUGUUUUUAAUUUUUUGUUGACCAGUGUUAUUGGCACUAUUACCGAUAGCCCACAUCGAAGCCCUCGUAUACAAAUCGCUUGUACGAGAUAAAUAACGCCAAGUUGGAACGCUAUGCCCCACGUACACAAUGGAUGCCACGGUGGCUAGGAAGAUGUUAAUUCCAUCACCUGGUAUGCAGGAAGUCGUGGGUUCGAUCCCGUGACCCUGACACCUGCUGUAUAUUUGGAGUUUGCGUGUUUUUCUCUCCCCAUGGUAGUCGCAUGGAUUUUCUCCGGGUCCUCUGGGUUUUCCCUUCACAUUUAUAAACAUGCGUUUCUAAGACUAUUUGGCUACUGUAAAUUUCCAUAUGAUGAUAAGCCACUUCGUUGAGCUGCUAGCGUUUCUUAUGGCAGGUCGCUUCUGAAAAAGCUCGGUAGUGCCUUACUUGGUAAAAUAAAAAAUAGUUGAUAGUUUAGUUUAUUUUAACACGUAGGCUUUCGCGACCAACAUUAUUCAUAAUAUAGGUUUUUUGGUCAGAUCGCGUUAUUUAUAAAUGUGUCGUAACCCUUCACCACCCGACACGGCCAAACAGUAAAAAAUGUGUCACGUUUUCAAAGGACAAAUUAAUUUACUUCUUUAGCCCACCGGUGUGCUGAAGAGAGAAUCAACAGCAUCUUAAAUUUGAGUAGUACGACGUUUCGCUGAUAAUAACAAUCAGCUUCAUCGGGCAAGAAUGGUGAAGCUCUCCUGUUGCUUCCGGUCUUAAAUAGAGUUUAUAGCAACCCUGCCCCCUCCGUUAGCGCCGAUUUCAGUUAGCGCUCCCAUCUCACGGGAACGAUGAACGAAUGCGUCGAGUAGCAGUGCUAAGCGAGGUCUACUGAAGCCGCACACUUAAGAAAUAAUGUCGUUGGAAACAUGCUAAUCCCCACACUCAACGGUAUAGUGGCACCCUGUUAGUGCCGAUCUCGGCUCGCGCUCACUUCUCCUGUAAGGAACAAACAGCUUUGCGAGUAGCGGUGCUAAGCGAGGUCUGCCUGUAAUCCAGACAUUUUUAAAUCCUUUAUAUUAAGUUCUCUUGCUUGCUUGCUUGCGCGCUUACGACCGUACAAAUCUUUCGGUCGUUUUUUAACCCACUUCCCGUGAUCCAAUCGAGCUGACAUUUUCCACACAGACUCGUUGUGCGUGACAAUUUAUUUUGGUGAAAUUUUUUUUCCAAAAUUUUCCACUUUUCAGGAAAAAAUGUUUUUCAUAUUUAAUUUAAAAUACCAAUGUGAUAAAAAUUAAACUCUUACUCAAGAAAAACAGAAAUAAAGAAUAAAAUAAAACCUAUGCCACGCAUAUAAAGGAUUUAUAGUGAAAAACUUUGUUUUUAUGGGUUAAUUUUUUUAUUAUCCAAAAAAAAACCUCAUCCGCGAUAUUUACAUCGUAAUUUAUGUCAAAAUCUGUGUGCGCCGGUUCAUUCGCAAAUCGGAUCAACCGCACGCGCGGAUAAUCGAGAGCCUAACUGUAUUUUGUUUGAGAGCGAUAACCCGAUCGUGAUGGAUAAAACACGAACGCUUCACGUGAUGUUCAAUGUCGCAUGAUUUAAAUGUCGGCAGAUGCUCUCUAGAAGAUGGUGAUUGCUUGCGUGCAAGAUUUUUAAAAAAAUGUAUCGCAUCGUGUAUCACAUUCAGCAAUUUCGAUUUAAAGCUUUUGUGACUGCAGGGAUUCAUCUUCUUGGUUCUUUUGGUAAAGUCACGUAGAAGGGAAAUAAUAAAACAUAAUAAA
Messenger RNA from Lethenteron reissneri (Far Eastern brook lamprey), 7146 nucleotides. Its product is annotated as tumor necrosis factor receptor superfamily member 6-like. Gene Ontology annotation, cellular component: signaling receptor complex; membrane raft. Lineage: Eukaryota; Metazoa; Chordata; Hyperoartia; Petromyzontiformes; Petromyzontidae. The record is from RefSeq and is a predicted model, not a curated record. Gene Ontology annotation, molecular function: tumor necrosis factor binding; tumor necrosis factor receptor activity. Gene Ontology annotation, biological process: inflammatory response; signal transduction.